This is a messenger RNA of Naegleria lovaniensis, 1641 nucleotides long. RefSeq lists its product as uncharacterized. The record is from RefSeq and is a predicted model, not a curated record. The transcript has 2 exons. Gene Ontology annotation, molecular function: GTP binding; GTPase activity; GDP binding. Gene Ontology annotation, biological process: signal transduction. Gene Ontology annotation, cellular component: plasma membrane. Lineage: Eukaryota; Heterolobosea; Eutetramitea; Acrasida; Naegleriidae. The coding region runs from base 1 to 1641 and encodes 546 amino acids.
AUGCCCAAUCUCAUUCAAAGAUUCUCUCUUCGGCAUUCUCUUCAACAACGUCAAUCGAUACAACAAGACAGAAGAAGAACCAUUCGGGGAAUUCCAUUCUUUCAUGAUUUUAAAAUUGCAAUUUUGGGAGCUGAAAGCGUUGGAAAGAGUUGCAUUGCUCAAAGAUGUGUUGGAAAGGAACAAGUUCCACUCGAUCACGAACCAACCAUCGAAGAUGAAUACGUGACCAAAGUGCAAUUUACAUUCCGAAUGCCAGCUCCACCUUCCCAAGAAUCUACUUCCAAUUUGACUUCUCUCUCAAAUAAUGGAGUUCCAAUUAAGGAAAAUCCAAAAGGUGACAUUUAUGGAUAUAAACAAAUGGCACAUGACUUGGAAAUUAUUCCUCAAGAAUUGAGAGAUUUUAUGAAAUUGGAUGAUACACUAUUAUCCAUUAAGCAACAAAAAGAUGAAUUGCAAGCAGAACAAGAAGAAAAGCAAAAACAAUCAAAAUCGAGAAAGUUUUCGUUUUUCAAAAAGAGAAAAGAUUCCACAACUGCGAGUCCUUCUGGAAAUUCUUCAAUCCAUCAUUCUCAUCUUACUGCAGCUCAUUCACCAACGAGUGCUUCUCCUAAUCAAGAUUUAAUGGAACAGUUACAUCAUGGAUCGAAUCAUCAUUUAGAAAUUUCACAUUCUCCUGGAAAGCAUGUGGGUACAGAAUUGAAUAAUCAUUCAGAAAAUGUGGACAUUGCUGCCGUUCAUCCCUUUCACAGCUUAAUUUCUGACAUUUCUUAUACAUUUGAACAAGAUGUCAUUUGUCGUGUGACCAUUGUCGAUACGAGUGGACAAUCUGUGACACGAAAACAAGUUUCUGACCUUUCUGGAAUGGAUGGUUUCAUGCUCGUGUUUGACAUGAAUGAUAAAUCGUCCUUUGCUCAACUUCAAAUUUUGAUUGAGGAAUGUAAGACAGCUUAUUUUAAAAAUGGUUCAGAAUUGGAUUCAAAUGGUGCUAGUUCGAGACGUGAUUCUGUGACAAGUGGCAUUUCCACGGAUACGACUGGAGCGAGUUCGACCUCGUCAAGUUAUGUGUUGCCUCCAGAUCCAACACUGUUUCCACCUGCAUUUCCACCCAUGGUUAUUGUUAUGAAUAAGAUUGAUGAACCUCUGUCACAUGCCAAAACUGUCAAUGCCGAAUAUGGUUAUACAUUGGGAGAGAGUUCUCAUUGUCCAUUCUAUGUGGUUAGUGCCAUUGAAAAUUGGAAUAUCCAAGAAAGUUUUGAAGCGUUAUUGAGUGAAAUUAUUAAGAGAAAUAUUGAAGAAGGAAAAUAUGAGAGUAACACUAGUCACAAGAAUGUCAUUUCAACGAGUACCACAUCGACCGCUCAAAUCUUUGUCAAUCCCAAUAUUAGUAUUUCUUCAGUAUCGACCAACACAACGACGAGUAAUAGUAGUAUUGGCAAUCAAGCACGCAAUUUUCAAUUACCUUCUCUUAGUGUUGGAGCUGGUAAUGACGCGCAACAAAACCUGUCAGAGGAGGAAUUUGGUGUCAUGCUAUCCUCUUCCAUCAUGAUGAAUAAUGCUCCACAGAAGCAGUUAGUUCGACAGAGCGUCUCAGCCACGUUGAGAAAAUAUGUGAAAAAACAAUUUAAAAAGAGUAACAAGUAG